AUGCCCAGGCCUCUAACUCCCUCCACCGUUGAUGGUGGAUUCAUCCUUACUACUCCGGCGCUGGAAAAUCCAGCUACAUCUGAUCUAGUCUUCCAACGCAUCUUGCAAUGGCACCUUCCACAAGAUGUGAUUAGGAAAAUUGCCCCAGAGCUGCGCUUGUUUGGAUCUGAUGCGAUUUCAACGGAUAUAAAUUCUCUCAUUUCAAAUGCGGAAAGCCAACAGCCUUACGUUAAAGCGCACAAUGUGUGGGGAGCCCGAUACGAAUCCAGCGGGCUAGUGACCAGCACGGGGUGGAAGGAGCUGGGUAAAUGGGGAAUCAAGAAUGGCGUCGUCGGACUUGGAUAUGAAGAGGAAUUUGGCUCGUACCGUCGGACUGUACAGCAUGCAUUCAACUAUUUGUUCUCAGCUUCAUCAGCUGCUUUUUCCUGCCCGGUCUCCAUGACGUCGGGAGCGGCACGUUUAGUGAGACAUCAGAUUUCCGAUCUUCCUAAGGACCAUCCAUUCCACGUGCUUUAUGCAAAGCUAAUUGCUCGAGAAAACAAUUGGAUCUCAGCUCAAUGGAUGACGGAGCGUCCUGGCGGUAGCGAUGUCAGAAAUAGCGAGACCGUUGCUACAUACUCCCCACUAGCAUCGAAGACAGGUCGAUUCGGUAACAUGGAAGAGGGCGAUUACCUUCUUUCUGGAUUCAAGUUCUUCUGCAGUGCCACUGACUGCGAUGUCGUCCUAUUGUUGGCCAAAACUGAAUCUGGAGAACUAUCUCUAUUCGUUGCUCCAACCACGAAAACGGUAACGGACGCCUCAGGAAAGACCAAGAAGGUGUCAAACGGCAUUCGCAUUCACCGUCUCAAGAAUAAGAUGGGCACGAAAGAACUGCCAACCGCAGAAGUGGAGCUUCGAGAGGUGCGGGCGCAUCUCAUCGGUCCCAAGGACCGUGGUAUUGCAACAAUUGCUCUUCUAUUGAACACGACUCGCACUCAUAACUUCAUCACUGCGCUGUCUUGUCUUCGUCGUGCUAUUGAUAUUGCGAAGGCCUUUGCUAGGGCACGUACCACCAUCGAUCAGCCUCUAUGGACUUUCCCGAUGCAUCUGAAUGUACUUGCUCAGCUUGAAGUUAAGCAUCGGGGCUGGAUGCAGCUGGCAUUCUUUACUUCAUCCUUGCUGAGCUAUGUGGAUAACGGAUUCCCGGCUGGUAUACCAGACGUCUAUUCGGUAUUAGCAGAGUCACCAAGUGCGGCAACCGUUGUACUGCGAGCAUUUACAUCUACUUCCAAGGCUGUUAUUUGUAAAUCUGCAACAUUGGCAUUCCAAGAAUGUCAAGAAGCCAUGGGCGGGGUUGGCUAUAUUGAUGAGCCUGAUGAACCCGAGUUCAACGUGAGUCGCCUAUGGCGUGAUACCGCAAGUAACAGUGUCUGGGAGGGCACCACGAACGUUUUGGCCAGUGAGACGGUGCGGCAUUUGACCAAAGGCCGCAAUUUGGGUCUGUUCCACAAUUGGAUCUCUAAUGCCAUCGGCCAAAUUUCCGAUAUUGCCUUCAAGGUGACUCUCCAAAAUGUCUGGUCCGCUCUCAAGUCAAAACUGGAGGCUGGCCGAGAUGAGAAUGGCCUGGUCGGAGUACUGGGAGUCGGUCGCCAGGUCAUAUUCACCCUGUCGUGGCUUGUUAGUGGCAUGCUGCUCUCUUUAGAUGCGCAGCGAGACAACGGCAGCGUUGCCAGAGAGGUGGCUCGGAGAUGGGUUUUGGAUGGUCAGGGUGUACCUGGAGAGUUUGCGUUCACUGAUCUCAUCUACCAGCGGUCUGCCUCGGCUCGGGAUAGAAAGCCGACAGAUCGUGAACGCACAGAGUGGGAUUGUCGAAUCGUCUGGGGAGUUGAUCUUCCGUCCAAUGCGUCAGCGGGAUAUCGGGUGGCUAAGAUUUAG
Molecule: messenger RNA, 1914 nt
Organism: Penicillium cataractarum
Lineage: Eukaryota; Fungi; Ascomycota; Eurotiomycetes; Eurotiales; Aspergillaceae
Exons: 5
Coding region: 1-1914 (637 amino acids)
Molecular function (GO): oxidoreductase activity, acting on the CH-CH group of donors
Source: RefSeq, a predicted model, not a curated record